AAGGGCCUAUUCAACUCUUCUUUAACAACUGCAAUUUGCAGUUGUAGGGAGGAGAGAGUGUACACUGGGCCAGAAGGUAUUAUUACAUUAUGAUUUCAUAGCAAGUUAUUUUUUAGAUUGAAAAAAUUUUGAAAUUCAACAAGUCGUUCACAGCCCACAAUCUGGAGAAAAUCGCCGGUAACAUGUUGGUCUUUUCUUCGUUGAUGUAAUUACUAUUAUAUAAUUGUCAUUUUCUUGAUACGGAGUUUUGUGUAUUGUCUCUCCCUUCACGUUAGGUGGUGAGCAGGUUGCUGUAUGAUUUAAAAAUAUUUUUAUGGUCUAGAUACUAUUCUAUCUAAUGUGCUAAAAAUGUCCGGAACCAGUGCCUAUUUCCGAAUAUUUUGCUUAUUCCCCGGCCUCUAUUAUAAGUAAUACGGUGGGGAAUCCUUGCAUUCCUGAUUUAUUUCCCCAGCUCAUUCCUCUAAGUGAUUUAGAAGGUAUGAACCUUUUUAAGGCUUUUUUUUUUUGGCCGCUGUGGGGCUUGCGGGAUCUUAGUUGGCAGAGCGGGAAGAUCCCUCGGUGGAGACCAAGGCGACCUGGCGGGGCGGAGCCGGUUCUGGGGGCAGCCAAUCAUAAACCGCGGCGGCGAUGCCACGCCCUCGGCGCCCAGUCUUACAAGGGCGAAGAAAGGGCGCCGGGAGGUCCAGUUGGGCCGGUCCUGACCCCUGUUGUUGGCCUCCUGAGUAUAAUACUAAUACUUUGGAGCGUUCGGGAGUGGAAGGGACCCGCGCUCCGCUGUCUUACGCCUCCACUCGGCGCUAUCCUCGCGGUGGGCCCCGCAGGCCUGUGCGGCCCCUUUCAGAGCCUCCCGGGUCGCACGCGUGAGGGCGAGGCUUUCCUUCGUCUCCGCAGACCGCUCUCCAUCCGCACUCCGGCCACAAUCCAUGGCCAGGCAGUUGCUUCGGGCCGGCUUGACCCUGGCGCUGGGCGCAGGGCUGGGUGCAGCCGCCGAGGGCUGGCGGCGGCGGCGGCGGCGGGCGGACGCAUGGGCGGCGCCGGGGCUGCUGAGCCGGCUGCCCGUGCUGCCUGUGGCGGCGGCGGCCGGGCUUCCCGCCGUGCCCGGGGCUCCGACGGGCGGCAGCACCGGCGAGUUGGCGAAGUACGGGCUGCCCGGGGUGGCGCAGCUCAAGAGCCGCGAGUCGUACAUGCUGUGUUACGACCCGCGCACCCGCGGCGCGCUCUGGGUGGUCGAGCAGCUGCGGCCUGAGAGUCUCCGCGGCGACGGCGACCGCCGCUCCUGCGACUUCCACGAGGACGACUCGGUGCAUGCGUAUCACCGUGCCACCAACGCCGACUACGGGGGCAGCGGCUUCGACCGCGGCCAUCUCGCCGCCGCCGCCAACCACCGCUGGAGCCAGAAGGCCAUGGACGACACCUUCUACCUGAGCAACAUCGCACCCCAGGUGCCCCACCUCAACCAGAAUGCCUGGAACAACCUGGAAAAGUACAGCCGCAGCCUGACCCGCACCUACCAAAAUGUCUAUGUCUGCACGGGGCCUCUCUUCCUGCCCAGGACGGAGGCUGAUGGGAAGUCCUAUGUGAAGUACCAGGUAAUUGGCAAGAACCACGUGGCGGUGCCCACCCACUUCUUCAAAGUGCUGAUCCUGGAGGCAGCAGGCGGGCAGAUCGAACUCCGCUCCUAUGUGAUGCCCAACGCGCCUGUGGAUGAGACAGUCCCACUGGAGCGCUUCCUGGUGCCCAUCGAGAGCAUUGAGCGGGCCUCGGGGCUGCUCUUUGUGCCAAAUAUCCUGGCACGGACAGGCAGCCUUAAGGCCAUCACUGCAGGCAGCAAGUAAAGGCAGCCCCAGCCAGACUGUGGGGUCGGGGGGACUGGGUCGAAUUAAAAGGUGUUUAUUUUUGGA
Molecule: messenger RNA, 1901 nt
Organism: Balaenoptera musculus (blue whale)
Lineage: Eukaryota; Metazoa; Chordata; Mammalia; Artiodactyla; Balaenopteridae
Gene: ENDOG
Product: endonuclease G
Exons: 3
Coding region: 924-1835 (303 amino acids)
Biological process (GO): apoptotic DNA fragmentation
Cellular component (GO): mitochondrial inner membrane; nucleus
Molecular function (GO): metal ion binding; nucleic acid binding; RNA endonuclease activity
Source: RefSeq, a predicted model, not a curated record